GCUGGCUAUUCGCAGGCUUUGCGGUUUUGUUGACCUUUCCACCGGUGACCUCCUUACCCUGCCGGCUCGCCAGCGUCGCCGAUCCCGCCGGCUCUCUCCGUCCCACUCCAUGGCGUCGGUGACCGUUACGCCUCUUUCCGCGCCCGAACCCGAGCCCUCAGCUCGCCCCGACAACCUUCCCCGGCCCAGCGUGGCAAUUUCAUGGGAUACCCAAGCUCUAUGCAAGCAUGCGGAAACCUGCGAGUUGGGAUCAGAGGCAUUCCUGAUUGAUCCUGCCCUGCUUCCAACUCUAGAAGGUCUACUUCUAGAAACAUAUGCGAUGUUGCGCCCAAAGCCAGUUGAGUAUGAGCAACGACGUACUAUGAUAGACGUCUUCAACAAAAUUGCCAAAGACAUUUUUGGUAAAAAAGAUGAUUUUCCAGUUGUGGAACCGUUUGGGUCAUUCACAAUGGAUCUAUUUACUACUAAAAGUGAUCUUGAUCUCUCUGUCAACUUUAGCAAUGAUAUGGAUGGUCAAUUUGCUCGCAAGGACAAGAUUUCUGUUAUUAGAAAGUUCGCAAAAGUCCUACAUAAGCAUCAGAGCCGUGGUCGUUGUUAUGGGGUUUUACCUGUUUUAAGUGCUAUAGUUCCUGUACUGAAGGUUACUGAUAAGGGAACUGGGGUUGAAUGUGAUAUUUCAGUCGAAAACAAAGAUGGCAUGUCAAGAUCGAUGAUAUUUAAACUUGUUUCUUCAAUUGAUGAAAGAUUUCAGAUACUUUGUUAUCUGAUGAAGUUCUGGGCUAAGACACAUGAUGUUAAUUGUCCCAAAGAUCGAACGAUGAGCUCGAUGGCAAUUAUCUCCUUAGUUGCUUUCCAUUUACAGACCCGGCAUCCUCCAAUAUUACCUGCAUUUUCCGGCUUACUGAAAGAUGGUGCAGACUUUGCAAGUGUCCAGAGAAACGUUGUGCUAUUCAAGGGGUUUGGGAGCACUAAUAAAGAAUCCGUUGCUGAACUUUUUGUAUCACUAAUGAGUAAACUACUAGCAGUAAAGGAUUUAUGGGAGCAAGGGCUUUGUGCCAGCAAUUUUGAUGGAUUCUGGAUCUCAAAGACCUGGAACAGAGGAAUUGGUAACUUGAGUGUGGAAGACUUCUUGGACAGAUCUCAGAAUUUUGCCAGAUCAGUAGGGAAGGUGGAGAUGCAGAACAUCUGUGAAUGCCUAAAGGAUACUGUUUCCAAAUUGACUGAUUUCUUUAGGGGUAAAAUUGAUGCACUGACACUGAAGAUCCUCAUUUUUGGGGCGUUAAAUCAGGAUGUGCCAGUCAGUCACCCCAGUCCAAAACAUGUUAAGAGCAAGAGGAAGAGGGAGUUGCGACAUGACCCCGGAAACAGUGAGAAGCAGCAAAAGAAAGUGAAGCACACUGCACAACGUGGCCGCGCUGCUAACAGGACUGAUUCUAUUUUACCAACUCCCACUGUAUUUAUGCCUCAUGUGCAUCAAGUAGGUUCUACCCAACCAUUUAAUCAGAUUGUGCAUCCAUCUCAGCUUCCGAUUCCUCCUCGGCUUUCCUAUGGGUUGCCACAAGCACACUUUCAUCCAGGUCCUCAUAUGAUAGGACAACCUCAUGGUAGUUUCAUCUACUCGACAGAUCCUGGGAUUCAACUGCAGCAGCAAGCCCGGCAUAUGUUUGUUCCUUUGCCAGUCCACCAGCCAGCGAUUAAUAGGUCGUUUCACCCCCAUGGUUUCAACGGGGCACAUGAGGUCCUGUAUGAUGACAAUAGCUGGUUACCUUACGGAAUCAAUCCGAAUUACAGGAGGGUAUGACAGGUGCAGCAGCUUGAGGGGGGCGGUGUAGCCAGCUAAUUGGUGGGGAACUGUGGAGUUGAUGUGUUGUAGAAUGAAAUGUGCAUUAGCAUUCAUGUAACAAGUUGUUUUGUCCAAAGUGACGGCGAAAGGGAAACCGAAAGCUUUUCUAUGUUGGUCUGCGGUGAGCAGAUUGUAAGUUUAUUCUAGACUUGGUAAUUGCUCAGCGUUGAAAUAUUUUUGGUUAGGAGCCUGGGUGAAGAUUUGAGAUGGCCAGGUAGAUAGCACUGCAGCAAAGAACAAACCAGAGUAGCUGCUGCCAACUGUUUGCCCAUGUCUGUUUUGUAAUGAAUGAGCGAACCUAUCAGUUCGUAUGAAGCAACUGUUGUAAUUCAGCUGACAAACCAGAGUAGCUGCUGCCAACUGUUUGCCCAUGUCUGUUUUGUAAUGAAUGAGCGAACCUAUCAGUUCGUAUGAAGCAACUGUUGUAAUUCAGCUGUAGCAGUUUGAUUGGUUC
Aegilops tauschii subsp. strangulata is the source of this 2297-nucleotide messenger RNA. Its product is annotated as protein HESO1. NCBI's taxonomy places the organism in Eukaryota, Viridiplantae, Streptophyta, Magnoliopsida, Poales, Poaceae. Gene Ontology annotation, biological process: RNA 3'-end processing. Gene Ontology annotation, molecular function: nucleotidyltransferase activity. The record is from RefSeq and is a predicted model, not a curated record.